GACGCACAGGAAGGGGUUGGGGUUGCAGGAACCGAGAACAAAGCGGAGUCCGGGGAGCUCCGGUGCUCGGAGCCGGCUCCGGUGCUGCCACCGCUGCUGUGCAGUGGGAUCUCUUGCUGCUGCAGGAGCCCGUGACCUUCGAGGAGGUGGCCGUGUAUUUCACCAAGGAGCAAUGGGCCCUGCUCGACCCUGUGCAGAGGACUCUCUAUGUGGAUGUCAUGCUGGAGAACUACGAGACCGUCACAUCUCUGGGUUUUCCUGCUGCUGAGACAGACUUGCUCACCCAGGAGGGAGGAGAGCACUGGGCCCCAAACCUUCAAGAAAUGGAGAAGAAAGAUAUCCUGAGCAGCAGGCAGGAAGCACCUCCUGGGAUGGACGGGGAGAUGGAGAAGGAGAGUGCUGGAGACCAAGAUGCUGAGCAAGCACGGAGGCGUGCAAUUACGUGGGUGAUGCUUGAACACAGCGCCUGUGGGAGUCAGCAGGGUCUGCUAACAUGGAAAACGGGGAGCAGGACACUUUGUGGAGCAGCUGAUGCCAACCUUGGAGAAACCCCCAUCCAGGAGGAGCCUGCAGAAAGGCUGCCUGAGCAUGGGCAGGAGGGUGGCUGGAGCAGGGACUUGCUUAUGCCUCUGAGAGACGACGUGGGAGAAAAACCUUUCAAGUGCCCGGAGUGUGGGAGAAGCUUCAUGAGGAGCUCAGACCUCAUCGUCCACCAGCGGACCCACACCGGGGAGAAACCCUACCAGUGCCCCGAGUGCGGGAGGUGCUUCAACAGGAGCUCCAGCCUCGUGACGCACCAGAGGGUGCACACGGGCGAGAAAAUGUACAAGUGCCCCGAGUGUGCGAAAAGCUUUACACGGAGCUCAACGUUGACUGCACACCAGAGGACCCACACAGGGGAAAAGCCCUACCAGUGCUGCGAGUGUGGGAAGAGCUUCAGCAAAAGGUCAAACCUUAUUAAACACCAAAGGCAGCACACUGGAGAGAGACCGUAUCGAUGCCCCGACUGUGGGAAGAGCUUCAUACAGAGCUCAGACCUGAUUGUCCACCAGCGAACGCACACAGGAGAAAAGCCCUACCAGUGCUCAGAGUGUGGGAAAUGUUUCAGCGUGCGGUCAAAACUUAUUCAACACCAGCGCGUGCACACGGGAGAGAAACCCUACACAUGUGCUGAGUGCGGGAAGAGCUUUGGGCAGAGCUCGCACCUUUCCGUGCACCAGAAAACUCACAGAGGAGAAAAAUCAUACGCGUGCGAGGAGUGCGGGAGGAGGUUUGGCCAGAGCUCCAACCUCAUCGUGCACCAGCGAAUCCACACGGGAGAGAAGCCUUACAGGUGUCACGAGUGUGGGAAGUGCUUCAGGCAGAGCUCCAACCUCAUCGUCCACCAGAAGACGCACACUGGGGAGAAGCUUUACGAGUGCCCCAAGUGCCAGAAGUGCUUCCCGGACAGGUCGCUGCUCAUCAGGCACAAGAGGAUCCACGUGGGAGAAAAGCCCUUUAAAUGCCAGCAGUGUGGGAAAAGCUUCAUCCACCGAUCAAGGCUUCUUGUCCACGAGAAGGUCCACACAGGAGACCAGCUCUACCAGUGCCCCCAGUGCGGGAAGUGCUUCAGGGACAAGCCCAAGUUGCUGCAGCACUGCCGGCGGCAUGUGGGCGAGCGGCGCUACAAAUGCUACGAGUGCGGAGCGGAGUUCAGCCAGAGCUCAGACCUCAACCUCCACCAGAGGGUCCACGUGGAGGAGAAGCUCUACCAGUGCUCGACAUGCGAGAAGUGCUUCAAGGACAGGUCGACACUCAUCAGGCACGAGACGGUGCACACCGGGGAGAAGCCCUACAAGUGCCACGAGUGUGGGAAGAGGUUCACCAGGAGCUCCGAUAUCAUUGUCCAUCAACGGACGCACACCGGCGAGAAGCCCUUCGAGUGCCCCGAGUGUGGCAAGAGCUUCAGCCACAGGUCAAAUCUUUUCCGGCACCAGAGGAUGCACACGGGGGAGAAGCCCUACAAGUGUGAAGAGUGUGGGAAGCGAUUUGGGCAGAGCUCGGAGCUCAUCGUCCACCAGCGCACGCACACGGGGGAGAAGCCCUACCACUGCUCUGAGUGCGAGAAGUUCUUUCGGGGGAGAUCAACGCUUUUCAGGCAUGAGAGGCUGCACACGGGGAUUAAACCCUACGAGUGCGCCGAGUGCGGGAAGAGCUUCGGGCAGAGUGGGGACCUGAUCGCCCACCAGCGCUUCCACACCGGUGAGAAGCCCUACCAGUGCGGUGAGUGCGGGAAGUUCUUCAGCAACCGGUCGAGCCUCGUUCGGCACCAGAGGCUGCACGCCGGGGAGAAGCCCUACAAGUGCCACGAGUGCGGGAAGAGCUUCGGGCAGAGCUCAGACCUCAUUGCCCACCAGCGCACACACACAGGCGAGAAGCCCUACCCAUGCCCAGUGUGUGGGAAGAGCUUCAGCAGGAGGUCCAACCUCCUCGUGCACCAGCGAGUGCACGGAAGGGACAGGCUCUGCAAAUGCCGGCAGUGCGGGAGAAGCUUCCAGCAGAACUUGCAGCUCGCCCUGCAGCAGAACUCUCCUCGGUGUCCCGAGUGCACAAAGUGGUUUGAGGAGGGGUCAAACCCUGGUGAACAUCAGAGAUAGCACUGGGGAGAAAAACUCUGUAAGCGCCCAGAGUUCUGGAUUGGGGCGAGACAUCACAUCGCAAAUAAGAAAAAUCAGUGCUUUGCCUAGGUAUUGUUCAAUCUUUCCACCUUUGCAGUCUUCAGGAAAAAUGAAAAACACCACAAAACACACAAAUGAUCUAAAGUAGACUAGUGAGACUAAAUAAUAUAAUUAUUAUUUUUUUUCUAAUUAUUUCUUAUUAUUGAGUUUGCUUCAAGGGCUUGAUGUGUGUUGAUCCACUCACUCCCAUCUCCCCCAGUCAAACCAUCUUGUUCUGGGGUUCAGGUUGUCUGUCCAUCCCAGCACCUGGCUUCAAAGCCCUUAAAUCCUGCAGCGUUCCCCAGGCUGGGGCAUCUGCCCUGGCUGCCCAUCAGCACCCCGAGAUACCAUAGAAAUCUGUCUUCCCAUGCACAUCCUUCCCUCCCUACUGUAUGUAUUUAACCUCAGUAAUAAUAAUAAUAAUAAUAAUAAUAAUAAAAAGCCCUCUGUUCCUAA
Cygnus atratus (black swan) is the source of this 3152-nucleotide messenger RNA. RefSeq names its product zinc finger protein 585A-like. Bases 219 to 2636 code for a protein of 805 amino acids. Gene Ontology annotation, molecular function: DNA-binding transcription repressor activity, RNA polymerase II-specific; RNA polymerase II cis-regulatory region sequence-specific DNA binding. Gene Ontology annotation, biological process: negative regulation of transcription by RNA polymerase II. Lineage: Eukaryota; Metazoa; Chordata; Aves; Anseriformes; Anatidae. The record is from RefSeq and is a predicted model, not a curated record. The transcript is spliced from 5 exons.